CGUUUAUAGGGUCACACAAUGAAAACGUAUGUUUUUUUAAUGUUGACGUAUGUCGCUACCACUACAGAGGGCGCUAACAUUUUGAUAACGUUCGAAGCUCCCAGAAGAAGCCACCAGAUAUGGAUCAGUAACGUGGUGGAGCAACUAUUAGAGAGAAAACACAACGUUACGAUGGCGAUACCAUUUCCGGAUACCUUGGCGAGGAUCAAAGCCAAAGUAAGGGAAUCCAUUGAUGAGGUGACCGCCGAACAUGAAAAUUACACCUCCAUAGCACUGGAAGGAAUCAUUACCUACCACAAGCAUUUUGACCAGAGGCAGCUUAUCCACUCGGGGCUCGUGGGAUCCCUUAAAACAUCCCACCGUUACAAUUAUGACAUUUGUGACCGAGUUUACCGAUCGAAGGGCUUUCAGCGUCUAUGGAGCUACCCGGAUAGUUUCAAAUUCGAUUUAAUCAUCGUCGACGUUAGUUUGGGUCAGUGCCUGUAUCCGUUAAUCAAAAAAUUUGGAGGAGCUCAAGUAGUGGGAUUUUCUCCGUCUUCGUUAAAUCCGUAUCUGUCAUCGGUAUUUGGCAGUGACGAUCAGUCAGCUUAUAUUCCUUCACGACACUUGAGGGACGUAGACUUGAGGUUUUUCUUCGACCGCCUGCUGAAUUAUUUGACCAACAAAUUCGAAUACGUUUUCAAACAAAAUUGGGAACUCAAAUCGAUAGAGAAUCUAGCCGAGAAACAUUUGCAGGAGGAGUUCAACUUCGAAGAACUCCAACGGUCCGUUUCGUUGCUCUUGGUCAACUACAAUCCGCUUUUGAAUCGGGCUCAACUGCUACCUCCAAAUAUCGUGCCUGUCGCUGGUUUGCAUUUGAAACGGCCUGAGGAAUUACCCUCGGUGUUGGCUAUGAUCUUAAAUAAAGCAUUCCUCGGCGUUGUAUUCGUUUCCUUGGGGACGGAUAUUCAGCCCGAAAUUUUAUGCCACGCUGAUACUAAAACUAUAGCGAAUGCGCUUGGAAGAUUGGUCCAAAAGACGGUUAUUUGGAAAAACCGCACCAUAAAUACGGACCUGCCUGAGAAUAUCGUCGUCCAUGCCUGGAUGCCGCAAAACGAACUGCUCGCUCACGCCAACACAAAACUGCUCAUAACGACUGGUGGAUUGCUGAGCAUACAGGAAGCUAUUGUGCACGGCAUCCCUGUGAUCGGACUUCCUAUCACCGAAGACCAUCGGGAAAACAUGAAAAUUAUCACAGAAAAUAAACUAGGUUUGCAACUGGAUGUCACCAACUUGACCGAAGAUCUGAUUUACGAUUCAGUCACUACAGUUUUAAACAACCCGGUGUUCAAAGACAACAUGGACACAUUCUCGCUCAAGUUUAAGGCCCAACUGGAAAAUCCUGUAGUCAAGGCGGUACGUUGGAUCGAAUACCUUUUGAGAUACAACGAUACGUCGUUCUUAAGUCCUUCCACUCGAUACGUCAGCAGUUUUUCGGCAAAGUCUUUCGACGUCGAAUUGUUUAUAUUUGUGGUGUUAUUGUUCGCCAUCUUCUCUAUUGCGCGGGCAUGCUUAAGCUGUUUGAAACUGAUCUACCGUUAUAGAAAUCGCACUCAGGUAAAAGUAAAAUCCCAAUAAAAUAUAUA
Messenger RNA from Cylas formicarius (sweet potato weevil), 1625 nucleotides. RefSeq names its product UDP-glucosyltransferase 2-like. The transcript has 6 exons. The record is from RefSeq and is a predicted model, not a curated record. Bases 19 to 1617 code for a protein of 532 amino acids. Gene Ontology annotation, molecular function: UDP-glycosyltransferase activity. NCBI's taxonomy places the organism in Eukaryota, Metazoa, Arthropoda, Insecta, Coleoptera, Brentidae.